UGUAAUCAUUGCGGGGUGAAUGUCACCUCCACGGCAAGAUGGCGGCUAGAGUUCUCCUGAGCGUUGCAACCGGUGCCAGGAGGGUUGCAGCCCGGCCUCGAACCGAGCACCGCGUUUUAUCUUUAGAUGCCGGCACCGCCACGUUAACUCUAGCCAGGGCAUUGUCUGCAACUUCAUUCAACAACAGGGAGGAUAGCUGGUUUAAAUCGCUGUUUGUCAGAAAGGUGGAUCCACGCAAAGAUGCUCAUUCAAAUUUGCUAGCUAAAAAAGAAACAAGCAGCCUAUACAAAAUUCAGUUUCACAGUGUAAAACCAGAAUCCCUAGAGGCUUACAACAAGCUUUGCAUAGAUGUAUUACCAAAGAUUCACAAAGAUGACAAAUACCCUUGUGAGCUCGUAGGGACAUGGAAUACAUGGUACGGAGAGCAGGAUCAAGCUGUCCAUCUGUGGAAAUACAGUGGAGGUUACCCUGCACUUACAGAGGUGAUGAAUAAACUGAGGCAAAACAAGGAGUUCAUGGAAUUUAGGAAGGAAAGGGGACAAAUGCUACUUUCCCGAAAAAACCAAUUGCUUUUAGAGUUCAGUUUCUGGAAUGAACCUUUGCCCAGGACAGGACCCAAUAUUUAUGAACUCAGAUCAUACCAGCUCAGGCCAGGAACAAUGAUUGAAUGGGGUAAUAACUGGGCUCGUGCCAUUCGAUUUCGACAGGAGAACAAUGAAGCAGUUGGUGGCUUCUUCUCGCAGAUUGGUGAACUUUAUACAGUGCAUCACCUAUGGGCUUACAAAGAUUUGCAGUCAAGAGAUGAAACACGAAAUUCAGCAUGGCAGAAACCUGGCUGGGAUGAAUGUGUAUACUACACAGUGCCACUCAUUCAACGGAUGGAUUCCAGGAUUAUGAUCCCACUGAAGAUUUCACCACUUCAGUAGAACUCAACUAGGAACAUCUUGCAAGAAAGUUAAUUGUGUUUUGUCUUAACAUAUGAGGGAAAAAUGAGCUUGUCAAGAUUCAAAAGCAUAUUUUAACUUCUGGACCUUUUAUCAAAUUUACAGAAAUAUUUCUGAAGCUAACUCUGUUACCACCGGUAAUAUUUUAUUUCCAAAGCACUAAAAUUACUCUGUUAGGUGUUUAAUAUCUUGAAUGCUUACCAUAUAUUUUAUUGUCUUACUUCAGUUUCGUCACUCCUUUACCUUUGGACAGUUUCAUUAAUGUUUUUUUUAA
Molecule: messenger RNA, 1218 nt
Organism: Mobula hypostoma (lesser devil ray)
Lineage: Eukaryota; Metazoa; Chordata; Chondrichthyes; Myliobatiformes; Myliobatidae
Product: protein NipSnap homolog 2-like
Exons: 10
Coding region: 39-926 (295 amino acids)
Cellular component (GO): mitochondrion
Source: RefSeq, a predicted model, not a curated record